Molecule: messenger RNA, 955 nt
Organism: Ceutorhynchus assimilis (cabbage seed weevil)
Lineage: Eukaryota; Metazoa; Arthropoda; Insecta; Coleoptera; Curculionidae
Source: the annotation of a GenBank genome assembly
UUUGUUUUGACAUUUCGGGGGUUUGAAACGUCAACACAAAAUAACAACAAAUUGUAAUUUUUAUCAAGUUUUUCGUAAUUAUUAUGGUUUAAAAAAAUGAUGGGCGACCAAUUUCGUAAAGUCGAACAAUAUUCGCCGAAAUCGUCACCGAGGGGGGCGCGUUCACCGGUCGUUUCGCGCCAAGAUUCCUCCGGAACCCUAAAAACGACGAUUCUUUUAGGGAAAAACCCUUCAAUUGUCCCCAGUGGACCCUUUUAUCUACUCAAAGAACCCCCAGGCGAAUCUGAAAUAACUGGAGCUACAAAUUUGAUGGCCUACUAUGGCCUAGAACAUUCCUAUAGUAAGUUUAGUGGUAAAAAGUUAAAGGAGCAGUUGUCAUCCUUUUUGCCCACAUUGCCUGGAGUAAUUGAUGCUCCAGGCCAGAGCGACAAUAGCUCCCUAAGGAGUGUCAUUGAAAAACCUCCUGUAGGGGGCAAAGACCUUUUGCCUCUUACUAGUUCCCAACUAGAAGGCUUCAGACUACACCCAGGACCAUUACCAGAACAAUACAGAUACACCAAUGCAACUCCUAUUAAAAAGCAUAAAAAUAAGCACAAAAAGCAUAAGCAUAAAGAAGCAGGUGGAGGUUUGCCUUCAACAGAAGCAGCUAUUGCUGAAGCAGGUGGAGACACCCACGAAAAGAAGCACAAGAAACAAAAAAGGCAUGAGGAUGACAAGGAAAGAAAGAAGCGAAAAAAGGAGAAAAAGAGGAAAAAGCAGAAGCACAGCCCUGAGCAUAGUACUGGGGCAGGAGGGCUGACACCCAGCCAACAUUCGAGUUAAAAUUUUCUAUGUAUUUAAAUUAAAUAAAAAGUAUAUAAAUAUGCAAUAUUCCACAUCAUGUGGCGCCAUCUAUGAAUUAUUUAUUGCGAAAUCUCUACAAAUCUUUUAAUUGUACAAUUUUCAAUACGUAAAC